CUGCCAUCCUCCUGGCACCGAUCCCGUAUCGGGUCGCCGGAUCAUGGAGAAUCACUGAUAGGUCACAUCAUACAGUAGACUGUUCAGAAUGCUGUAGAGUCGGUAGACAUGAUCGCACUUGGACGUGGCUGAAGCCUGAGGCCAAUUGAGACUGCAACUUUUGACACUCGCUUAAAUUAUCCGAACUGAUCAACUUAUCCGACCACCCGGCUACAACAUAUCCGACCCAAACCUCAAGCAACCACAUCUUCAGCACUGGUGACAGCAUCGCGAUUCUCUCCACAACAACACCACGCCAACAUCCCACGAAAUGGCACUAACAACUACAAACCCCAGCUCCCCCUCGGCCUCCUCACCGCGGCGCAAGGCCACCCAAUGCUCGUCGAGCUCAAAACCGGCGAAACACUCAACGGCCACCUCGUCAGCUGCGACACAUACAUGAACAUCACAUUGAAAGAGGUCGUGCAAACGAGUCCAGACGGAGACAAAUUCUUUCGGUUACCAGAGUGUUAUGUGCGCGGGAAUAAUAUCAAAUAUUUGCGCGUGCCGGAUGAGGUGGUAGAUUUGGUCAAGGACCAGCAGGCGAAUCAGCAGUCACAGCGCGGUGGGAGAGGUGGUGGACAGAGGGGAGGACAGGGUGGAGGUCGUGGGGAUCGCGGGCGAGGACGUGGUCGUGGUGGGCCAAGAGGAAGGGGGCGUGGAGGCGAUUGA
Molecule: messenger RNA, 711 nt
Organism: Cercospora beticola
Lineage: Eukaryota; Fungi; Ascomycota; Dothideomycetes; Mycosphaerellales; Mycosphaerellaceae
Source: RefSeq, a predicted model, not a curated record